Molecule: messenger RNA, 12093 nt
Organism: Diceros bicornis minor
Lineage: Eukaryota; Metazoa; Chordata; Mammalia; Perissodactyla; Rhinocerotidae
Gene: ASCC3
Product: activating signal cointegrator 1 complex subunit 3
Exons: 42
Coding region: 291-6899 (2202 amino acids)
Molecular function (GO): ATP hydrolysis activity; nucleic acid binding; ATP binding
Source: RefSeq, a predicted model, not a curated record
GCCGGGUUUGUGGGUCUGUCUGGCGUUCGUGCGAUCCCUGAGCGCCGUGUCCUGUGACUGGGAGCGACCCCCGCAAGCCUGGCGUGGGGGGCGGACGAGGGCGCGGCGGCGCAGCUGUCCGCUGGCAUCCUCAGCUCUGUCGGGCGCUCGGCACCCGCCGAGGGAAGUAAAAAUAAAACCGAAAGGGAGGGAGGAGCGGAGGCAGUCGCCGACGGAGUGUGAUGGGGAGCUCGUGAGCGGGGCCGAGAGUUUCAGAUUUCUCAUUGUACGGAUCACUGAUCGAAUAAUAGAUGGCUUUACCUCGUCUCACUGGAGCCUUGCGCUCCUUUUCAAAUGUCACCAAACAAGAUAAUUAUAAUGAAGAAGUGGCUGACUUAAAGAUGAAGCGGUCUAAACUUCAUGAACAAAUUGUAGGUUUGGACCUGACAUGGAAGAAGAUAGUAAAAUUCUUGAAUGAAAAACUGGAGACGAGUGAAAUGCAAAGUGUAAAUGAAGACUUAAAAGAUAUAUUGCAGGCUGCAAAGCAAAUAGUUGGAAUGGAUAAUGGGAAAGAAGUGAUUGAAAGUGCGGCUGCGUUUCUCUUCCAGACAUUUCACUUGAAGGACUGUGUUGGUCACAGGGAGACAAAGGCUAUCAAGCAGAUGUUUGGUCCCUUCCCAUCAUCAUCUGCCACUGCAGCUUGUAAUGCUACUAAUCGAAUUACUUCUCAUUUUCAUCAAGACAGUCUUACUGCUCUUGUCCAGAUGACAAAAGAGGAAAAUGGUGAUAGAGUUUUAUUUGGUAAAAAUUUAGCAUUUUCAUUUGACAUGCAUGAUUUGGACUACUUUGACGAACUGCCAAUAAAUGGUGAAGCCCAGAAAACUAUAAGCCUAGAUUACAAGAAGUUUAUGAAUGAACAUUUUGAGGAACAUUCUACCCCAGGGCUCAAGCCUGUGGAAAAAACAAACGACUCUCUUUUGUGGUGUGAAGUUGAGAAGUACUUAAAUGCAACUCUAAAUGAAAUGGCUGAAGCAACAAGAAUAGAAGAUCUUUGCUGUACUUUAUAUGAUAUGCUUGCUUCUGUUAAAAGUGGUGAUGAACUUCAGAAUGAGCUAUUUGAACUGCUGGGACCUGAUGGACUUGAACUUAUUGAGAAGCUCCUCCAGAACAGAAUUACAAUUGUGGAUAGAUUUCUUAAUUCUUCAAAUGAUCAUAAGUUGCAGGCUCUUCAAGACAAUUGCAAAAAAAUUUUAGGAGAAAAUGCUAAACCUAAUUAUGGCUGUCAAGUCACUAUUCAGUCUGAACAAGAAAAACAGUUAAUGAAACAAUAUCGCCGUGAAGAAAAAAAAAUUGCCAGACGAGAAAAAAAGGCUGGAGAAGAUGGAGAAGUUUCAGAAGGACUCGUGGGCUUUGAUCCUAAGGAAUUGCGGAUGCAAAGAGAGCAGGCACUUUUGAAUGCCAGAAGCGGUCCCAUUCUGAGCAGGCAGAGAGACAUGGAUGUUGAAAAAAUACGUUAUCCCCAUGUUUAUGAUUCCCAGGCUGAAGCCAUGAAAACGUCAGCAUUCAUUGCUGGUGCAAAGAUGAUUUUACCAGAAGGAAUCCAAAGAGAGAAUAACAAGAUGUAUGAAGAAGUAAAGAUUCCCUACAGUGAACCAAUGCCAGUUGGCUUUGAGGAAAAACCAGUUUAUAUCCAAGACUUAGAUGAGAUUGGGCAGCUGGCUUUUAAAGGAAUGAAGAGACUCAAUAGAAUCCAGUCAAUUGUGUUUGAGACUGCCUACAACACCAAUGAGAACAUGCUGAUUUGUGCCCCUACUGGAGCUGGAAAGACCAACAUUGCAAUGCUUACAGUUUUGCAUGAAAUUCGCCAACAUUUUCAACAAGGUGUUAUCAAAAAGAAUGAAUUUAAGAUUGUAUAUGUUGCUCCAAUGAAAGCCUUGGCAGCUGAGAUGACAAAUUACUUCAGCAAACGUCUAGAACCACUGGGCAUUGUUGUGAAAGAACUGACUGGUGAUAUGCAGUUGUCAAAAAGUGAAAUUUUACGAACUCAGAUGCUUGUGACCACACCAGAAAAAUGGGAUGUAGUGACAAGAAAGAGUGUUGGGGACGUAGCUCUUUCCCAGAUUGUAAAGCUCCUCAUUCUUGAUGAAGUUCACUUGCUGCAUGAGGAUAGAGGACCCGUGUUAGAAAGCAUCGUGGCACGUACUUUACGGCAGGUUGAAUCCACACAGAGUAUGAUAAGGAUUCUUGGGCUCUCUGCAACCUUACCCAACUACCUCGAUGUUGCUACGUUUUUACACGUUAAUCCCUGCAUUGGACUUUUCUACUUUGAUGGCCGUUUUCGACCAGUUCCUCUUGGACAGACAUUUCUGGGUGUUAAAAGUGCAAAUAAGGUGCAGCAAUUGAAUAACAUGGAUGAAGUAUGCUAUGAAAGUGUUUUGAAGCAAGUAAAGGCUGGACACCAGGUGAUGGUGUUUGUACAUGCUCGGAAUGCCACUGUAAGAACAGCUAUGUCUCUGAUAGAAAGAGCAAAAAAUAAUGGCCAGAUUUUGUGCUUUUUACCUGCACAAGGACCUGAAUAUGGACAUGCAGAAAAACAGGUGCAAAAGUCAAGAAAUAAGCAAGUACGAGAAUUAUUCCCAGAUGGUUUUAGUAUUCAUCAUGCAGGAAUGCUUCGGCAGGACAGAAAUUUGGUUGAAAACUUGUUUUCCAAUGGUCAUAUCAAAGUCCUAGUCUGUACAGCUACAUUAGCCUGGGGUGUCAAUCUUCCUGCUCAUGCUGUUGUUAUUAAGGGAACACAAAUAUAUGCUGCAAAAAGAGGCUCCUUUGUUGACCUUGGAAUUUUAGAUGUCAUGCAGAUAUUUGGUCGAGCUGGAAGACCACAAUUUGACAGAUUUGGGGAAGGAAUCAUCAUAACAACACAUGAUAAACUCAGCCAUUACCUCACUUUGCUCACUCAACAAAACCCAAUUGAGAGUCAGUUUCUGGAAAGCCUUGCAGAUAACCUAAAUGCAGAGAUUGCUCUGGGAACAGUUACUAACGUGGAAGAAGCAGUGAAGUGGAUAAGUUACACUUAUCUUUAUGUACGGAUGAGAGCAAAUCCAUUAGUAUAUGGCAUCAGUCACAAGGCUUAUCAGAUUGACCCAACAUUAGCAAAGCAUCGAGAACAAUUGGUCAUUGAAGUUGGUCGCAAACUAGACAAAGCUCGGAUGAUUCGUUUUGAGGAGCGAACUGGAUACUUUUCCUCAACCGAUUUGGGCAGAACCGCCAGCCACUACUAUAUUAAAUACAACACGAUUGAGACCUUCAAUGAACUCUUUGAUGCUCACAAAACAGAAAGUGAUAUUUUUGCUAUAGUCUCCAAAGCUGAAGAAUUUGAUCAAAUCAAGGUCAGAGAAGAGGAAAUAGAGGAGUUAGAUGCCUUAUUAAACAAUUUCUGUGAACUCUCAGCUCCUGGAGGUGUAGAGAACAGUUAUGGAAAAAUAAACAUCUUACUUCAAACUUACAUCAGCCGAGGAGAGAUGGACAGUUUCUCUCUCAUAUCAGAUUCUGCAUAUGUUGCACAGAAUGCAGCUAGAAUUGUCCGUGCUCUUUUUGAAAUUGCUCUGAGGAAACGUUGGCCUGCCAUGACCUACAGGCUCCUGAAUCUUAGUAAAGUCAUCGACAAGAGGCUUUGGGGUUGGGCUAGCCCUUUGAGACAAUUUUCAGUCUUACCACCACACAUUCUAACAAGAUUAGAAGAAAAAAAUCUUACUGUGGAUAAGCUGAAAGACAUGAGGAAAGAUGAAAUAGGUCACAUGCUGCAUCAUGUGAAUAUUGGACUCAAGGUCAAACAAUGUGUUCAUCAGAUUCCUUCAGUUACAAUGGAAGCAUCCAUUCAGCCCAUCACACGGACUGUCCUCCGAGUGACACUCAGCAUCUCUCCUGAUUUCACUUGGAAUGAUCAGGUCCAUGGGACAGUAGGAGAACCCUGGUGGAUUUGGGUAGAAGAUCCUACAAAUGAUCAUAUUUAUCAUUCAGAGUAUUUUAUAGUUCUUAAAAAACAGGUUCUUAGUAAAGAAGCUCAACUACUGGUAUUUACAAUCCCUAUUUUUGAGCCUUUGCCUUCCCAAUACUACAUCCGAGCAGUGUCUGAUAGAUGGUUGGGAGCUGAGGCUGUAUGUAUUAUCAAUUUUCAGCAUCUGAUUCUACCAGAGAGACAUCCUCCCCAUACAGAAUUACUGGAUCUUCAGCCUUUACCAAUCACGGCUUUGGGAUGUGAAGCAUAUGAAGCGCUGUACAACUUCAGCCACUUUAACCCUGUGCAGACACAAAUAUUUCAUACACUGUAUCACACAGACUGUAAUGUCCUACUUGGAGCACCCACUGGAUCGGGAAAGACUGUUGCAGCUGAAUUAGCCAUUUUCAGAGUCUUCAACAAGUACCCUACUUCAAAGGCAGUGUAUAUUGCACCCCUAAAAGCCCUAGUACGUGAAAGAAUGGAUGAUUGGAAAGUUAGAAUAGAAGAAAAACUUGGUAAAAAAGUUAUUGAACUAACAGGGGAUGUGACUCCAGAUAUGAAAUCCAUUGCCAAGGCUGACCUUAUCGUCACCACACCAGAGAAGUGGGAUGGAGUCAGCAGAAGCUGGCAAAAUAGGAACUAUGUAAAGCAAGUCACUAUUCUCAUCAUAGAUGAGAUCCAUCUGCUAGGGGAGGAAAGAGGCCCUGUUCUAGAAGUCAUUGUAUCUCGAACGAAUUUCAUUUCAUCUCACACAGAAAAGCCUGUUAGAAUAGUUGGACUCUCUACUGCAUUAGCUAAUGCCAGAGACCUUGCUGACUGGCUCAAUAUUCAUCAGAUGGGCUUGUUCAACUUCCGACCAUCAGUACGUCCAGUUCCCCUGGAAGUUCACAUUCAGGGCUUCCCGGGUCAACAUUACUGUCCUCGUAUGGCUAGUAUGAAUAAGCCUACAUUUCAGGCAAUUAGAAGCCAUUCUCCAGCCAAACCUGUUUUGAUAUUUGUCUCAUCAAGACGUCAGACGCGUCUUACUGCUUUGGAAUUGAUAGCGUUUCUGGCUACUGAAGAAGACCCAAAGCAGUGGUUGAAUAUGGAUGAAGGAGAGAUGGAGAACAUCAUUGGAACGCUAAGAGAUUCCAACCUGAAGCUGACACUUGCUUUCGGCAUAGGAAUGCAUCAUGCUGGUCUACAUGAGAGAGACCGAAAAACAGUAGAGGAACUAUUUGUAAACUGUAAAGUUCAGGUUCUUAUUGCUACAAGUACAUUAGCCUGGGGUGUAAACUUUCCAGCUCAUUUAGUAAUUAUUAAGGGAACAGAAUACUAUGAUGGAAAAACAAGACGUUAUGUGGAUUUUCCCAUUACAGACGUACUGCAGAUGAUGGGGCGUGCUGGGAGGCCUCAGUUUGAUGACCAAGGCAAAGCUGUAAUUCUGGUUCAUGAUAUAAAGAAAGACUUUUACAAAAAAUUUCUUUAUGAACCUUUCCCAGUAGAAUCAAGCUUAUUGGGAGUGCUCUCUGACCAUUUAAACGCAGAGAUUGCUGGUGGUACAAUAACAUCUAAGCAAGAUGCAAUGGAUUAUAUCACCUGGACUUACUUUUUCCGACGUCUUAUCAUGAACCCCAGCUACUACAAUUUGAGUGAUGUGAGCCAUGAUUCUGUGAACAAGUUUCUAUCCAAUCUGGUCGAGAAGUCCCUGGUUGAGUUGGAACAUUCCUAUUGUAUUGAAAUUGGAGAGGAUAAUCGGAGCAUUGAACCUCUGACAUACGGCCGAAUUGCCUCUUAUUACUAUUUGAAGCACCAGACAGUUAGAAUGUUCAAGGAGCGUUUGAAACCUGAAUGCGGUACUGAAGAAUUGCUUUCAAUUCUGAGUGAUGCAGAAGAAUACACAGAUUUGCCAGUAAGGCACAAUGAAGAUCAUAUGAAUAGUGAACUGGCAAAAUGUCUUCCCCUGGAGUCGAAUCCUCAUUCAUUUGACAGCCCUCACACCAAAGCACAUCUCCUACUCCAGGCCCAUCUCAGCCGAACCAUGCUGCCCUGCCCAGAUUAUGACACCGAUACCAAAACAGUCUUGGACCAAGCGCUCAGAGUAUGUCAGGCAAUGCUGGAUGUGGCUGCAAACCAGGGCUGGCUGGUGACUGUCCUAAACAUCACCAACCUGGUUCAGAUGGUGAUCCAGGGUAGGUGGUUAAAAGACUCUUCUCUUCUUACAGUACCAAACAUAGAACUCCACCAUCUUCACAUUUUCAGGAAGUGGAGCUCAGGUACAAAGGGCCCACGUGCUGGGGGCCACGGCUUCAUCGAGUGCCUUCCUGAGCUGCUCCAUGCCUGUGGAGGGAAAGACCAUGUAUUCAGCUCCAUGAUGGAAAAUGAGCUACCAGCUGCAAAAAUGAAGCAGGCAUGGAAUUUCUUAUCUCACCUGCCAGUGAUAGAUGUUGGCUUAAGCGUUAAAGGCUGGUGGGAUGACUCAGUAGAAGGACAUGGUGAACUCACCAUCACAGCUCUGACUUCAGACAAGCGAGAUGAUAACAGAUGGAUCAGAUUGCAUGCUGAUCAAGAGUAUGUGCUUCAAGUCAGCUUGCAGAGAGUCCACUUUGGGUUCCACAAGGGAAAGCAAGACAGCCAUGCAAUUACCCCUCGAUUUCCCAAAUUAAAAGAUGAAGGAUGGUUUUUGAUAUUAGGAGAAGUGGAUAAGAGAGAACUUAUUGCUUUGAAAAGAGUAGGGUAUGUUCGAAAUCAUCAUGUAGUUUCCAUCUCUUUUUAUACCCCUGAAGUACCUGGAAGGUAUAUCUACACACUGUAUUUCAUGAGCGACUGCUACCUGGGCCUGGACCAGCAGUAUGACAUUCAUCUCAACGUCACGUCUGCGAGCAUGUCAGCACAGGUCAACGAGGAGGUCUCUGAUGCCUUGACUGACCUCAAAGUGAAGUAACCUGACCCAAACAAUCCAUUCGAAAGAAGUGGUUGGGAAGUCUGGCUGUUCAAUCAUCUAGACAAAGUCAGAUUACUUGACGUGUGCCAUGGUGGAAUCAACUUCUAACCUCAGGACACCUAGGAAAUUGACAAUUGCUGCAACAUUGACUCCAGCAACACAAAGUUAGCUGCAGUGGCCUUUUAACAAAUGUUUUAUAAUGUUGUCUUCAUGAGUUUCUCGAUAGGUAAAAUGAGUACACAUGUAGAAGAAUCUUUCAAUUUGUGUAUAUUGAGAUGAUAUUUAGGAAUUAUCCAGUUUUACAUUUUACGUCUCACAGUGUACUGUUUACAAGAAUAUUGGCUUCUUUUUUUCUAAGGAAAACUACACUGAGGUGUGACAGUGUUAGGAUUUGUUGUAACAGAUUUCUAACCCUGCAGCAUAAAAUAUAUAAGAUAAACCUAUACAGUGGCACACAGUGUGUCUUGUUAGCAAAAUUUAUACUUUGAUCACAUACAGAAAUAGUUUCAAGAAUUUCUUAUGGUCAUAAAAGUUAAUAAUAUAUGAUAAAAAAUUACAUUACAGAGCCCAAUGAUGAAAAGAAAAGAAAAUGGAAUAUACUGAUCUUAGAAAAUGUAGAUACUGUAUCCGGUGGAAAUAAAAUAUUUAGAUGGCACUUCAAGACAAGCUGACUCAAUUAUUCCUGCUGCUUCCUUCCCAUUGUAUCCCCUCUUACUCUUUUAUUCUUCUUUUCAUUCCCUUCUCCUUCAAGACUUCCCUUCCAUUCUCUUUCUGAUAUAUGUAUUUACACAAGGAGAGAAGUACAGUCUAAUCUGUGUUAUAACAUAUACAGACCAUAGAGUACAAUUCUUUGUCUGUAUGCUCUCUAGGACAGGUCUGAGGCAAACACAGAAAACGUUUGACCCCUACAGGUAGGUUUUUACCUGUGAUAAAGGAAAUUUCUCUACGGUAAUCCCCCCUUAUCUGCAGUCAACUAUGGUCUGAAAAUAUUAAAUGGAAGAUUCCAGAAAUAAACAAUCCAUAAGUUUUAAAUUACAUGCCAUUCUGAGUAGCGUGAUGAAAUCUCACAUCAUCCCACCUGGGAUGUGAAUCAUCCCUUUGUCCAGCGUAUCCACACUGUAUACUCUACCUGCCCAUUAGUCACUUAGUAGCUGUCUCAGUUAUCAGAUCGACUGUCAUGGAACUGCAGUGCUUAUGUUCAAGUCACCCUUCUUUUACUUAAUAAUGGGCCCAAAGCAUGAGAGUAGUGAUGCUGGCAAUUCAGAUAUGCCAAAGAGAAGCCGUAAAGUGCUUCCUUUUUGGAAAAAGGUGCAAGUUCUCAACUUUGUAAGGAAAGGAAAAAAAUCAUAUGCUGAGUUUACUAAGAUCUAUAGUAACUUUAUUAUUAUAGUAUAUUGUUAUAAUUGUUCUAUUUUAUUAUUAGUUAUUGUUAAUCUCUUAUCGUGCCUAAUUUAUAAAUUAAACUUUAUCAUAGGUAUGUAUGUACAGGAAAAACAGUAUAUAUAGGGUUCGGUUCUAUCUGUGGUUUCAGGCACCCACUGGGGGUCUUCAAACGUAUCCCCCACAGAUAAGGGGGGACUGCUGUAUGUCCAAACAAUAUGGGACACCAGGAAUUCACUUUCCAAAAUUAAAUCUAAAUAACUAACAUGAACACACCAAGUACAGGGGGCAUGAGGUGUCCGAAGUGUCUAGUCUCAGAAGUUUGCUUCAUAUAAAGAGUUUUUUCUGCUUUUCUUUUGGCAUUUGUUUCCUAACUGAAAUUCGUACCUUAACUACUGUUUUAGUGAAAUUAAAAGAAAAUGAAGAUUACAUAUAGACAAACAAUUGCCCGUGCACAUAGGAACCUGGGGAGAAACAAUCUCAUUGUCUUCAUGUUCAUCAGCAUCCUUCCUUUUUGUUAGAGAGCAGGUAGUUUUGGGAGGUGGGAGAUGUACUUCACUGGACAUGUGACACAGGACACAGGAGCAAUAAGAAAGAAUUUCUGUUAUGUCUAUCACAGAGAGGAAUUGACUAAUUAAAAUUAAUUUGAAAAUUAAAAGUGAGUAGUUCAGAAUAAGCUGCAGAAGACACUAGUAAGGCAAGGAACUCUUGGAUAGAAAAGUUAACUUUAUUCCAAUGAGUGACCAAUGCUAUUUGUCUACGACUUUAUCGUCAUUCGUUACUCAACCAAAAUGUUAGUGUUAAGUGUGCAUUGUAACAGGGCACAUGCCAAUAUAGAUUAAUACUACUAUUUUCAGAGCUGUAAGUCAUUCACUUCUCAUAACUUUUAGUGGCCAGUAAUUUCACCAAUAUUUCAAAUUGUUCCAAAUCCUAAUUAUUGAGAGAAUUUAUCCUCCUAAAAUUUUUGAAGGGGAUUUUGUUUUCUUGGGGAAAAAAAUUAUGAUAAAAAGAUUUCAGUGAGCUGGAUUAGAAAAGGGCUCUCUUACUUGGAGUACCCACAGCCCACUUCAGCGCUCAGACCAUGAGGCUCAGACCAUGGCUGGCUACUGCAUUGUGCAACUCUGAUUUCAUGGUGUGUCAUUUCAUAGUCCUCUGGAUUUUAUCCACUCCAAAUAAUCCAAGUACCGGUCAGAUAUUUAUUCUAGAUACUAUGUUGAGUACUCUGAUAUCAGAGACACAUCCUGCCCUCAAACAAGGUAGCCUGGUGAUGAAAAGAUAUAGAUAAUUAUAAUAAAAUAAUUACAGCGGUGAAAUAUUUAGAUAAAUCAUGAAGGGACAUUUAGGCAGCGUUUUGAAGAUGGUUAGAAUUGUGAAGGCAGAAAUGAAGGAGCAUUCCAGGUGGAACCAUGUUAACAGAGACUCUGAGAUAGCCCAGCCUAGGAUGUCCAGUUAGUCUGCGUUUUCAGAGACAUGAAAGGGAUCAGCAGGCGAGAAGGAUGGAAAAGUCUGUGAAGUGACCUUGAAUUAGAUGGUGAGCAUUGCAAAUCUUAUGUGUACGCAAUGGAAUUCUUUGGCAAGUCACCAGAGAUUAUGAGCACGUUCUGAGAGUAGAACAGAGAACCCAUGGAGACGUGAGAUAGCCAGGAGCCUGGGAGGGCGUGCAUCCAUGCCUGUGGUGGAUAAUGCGUACUGAACACUGACAAGAGGUCCAGGAAGUGAGAACCAAGUCAGGAGUCCUGGCUUUGUGGGUAGUGUGUCAUUAAUGAUUGUUAAGAGAGUGAGUUCAGCAAAAUAGGAAAGGAGGAAGGUUAGACUGCAGGAGGUAAGGACCUGAGUGAGCAACGAGAAAGGUGAGGCAGUGAAUUAUGCAGGCUUCACUCAGCAAAGAUCUAAUGCAAGGACGUGUGUGAUGGUAGGGUAAGAAUUAGAAAGCCUCUGUUUUCCUUCCCUUUUUCCCUCAACCUCCAUCCCUGUACACACAAAUAUAUAUAUUUUCUUACUACCUUUACACCGUUUAUCCUUACUACCGUUACACCAUUGAGCUAAAAAUUAAAAUUCCUCACACAUCCCCCAAAAUACUUGGGUUGUCCUGCAGUCUUACCCCUGUUCUCUCCAUCAGGGCAAGGUGGAUUCCAGUUCCCUUACAAAUAGGUCCUCCUGUUUCUUGUUACAUUUAGGACCAACUGGAAUUCAACUGUCAGAAACAACCCCCACAUCCCUACAACCCUUGGCACAAGAACACAGGGAAGCCAUCAGCCCAAACAGUAAGAGCUGCAGCAUUGAAAGAGGGAACAUGCCCAUUUCCAUGCAUAACUACCCCUUCUCUUUCCAAGUUCCAUGGGUAGCUUUGAUGGGAAGAGGAUACAGUGGCGUGGAACAUUUAGUCACCAAAAAUGAUCUGUUUCCUCUUUCCUUUACCCACACAGAUGAUACAGCAGAGUGAAAAUAUAUAAGAUUGAGCCUCCCCCUCCAAUUUUUUUCUUUUAGAGCAAGAGAAUGCUUUUUUUUUUUUUUGAGGAAGAUUGACCCUGAGCUAACAUCUGUUGCCAAUCUUCUUCUUUUUCUUUUUUCUCUGCAAAGCCCCCAGAACAUAGUUGUAUGUCUUAGUUAUAGGUCUUUUAGUUCUUCUAUGUGGGAAGCCGCCUCAGCAUGGCUUGAUGAGUGGUGAGUGGGUCCAUGCCCAGGAUCCGAACCGGUGAACCCUGGACGGCCGAAGCAGAACACGUGAACUUAACUGCUACACCACCAGGCCAGCCCCACUUCCCCUCCAGUUUUGACAUUCCCUUCUAGGUGAACUCAUCCAGCAGCCUUAGAAAACUGCACACACUUCCCGAGCGCACACACACGCAUGCCUCCAGUUGGUCAGGCCAAAACCCUUGGAGUCGUUCUUGACUCCCCGUUUUUCCCAGUCCAAGCAUAAUCUGUCAGCAAACCCUUUCAGCUUUACCUUUAAACUCUAUCCAGAACCCAAGCACGUUUACUGCUAGCACCCUCCUCCACACCACCUCCAGACUGGCCUCCCUGCUCCUUCUCUUGCCCCGUUACAGUAGUUUCUCUACACAACAAUCAGCCUUUUGAAACACAAGUCUGAUCAUAAGCCUGCUCUGCUCAAAAGCUUCCUAUCCCUUUCCAUCUCAGAAUAAAAGCCAAAAUCAUUACAGUGCCUGCAGGGUCCUGCAUGGUCUGGGCCUCCUCCCCCAACUACCUUCUGGCCUCAUCCCCUUACUCUCCCUCUCACUCAGCACACCAACCACACGCAGUGGUCACCUUGCUGCUGGUAGAGCAUCUUGCAGGGCCUCUGCUCUUCCUGCCCCAUCAGUGUGGACGGCUCCUCCCCCAGACACCCGCAAGUCUGACCAUCUCAGUUUAAACGGCAAGCCCAGCAGUCUCCCCUCUCCCCCUUUCUUGGCUUGCUUUCUCCAUUGUUCUUAUCACAGCUGUAAAAAUAUCUGUUCAGUAUUAGUCUCCACUGACUAAGCUUCAGUAAGGGACUUUUGUCAAUUUUGAUCACAGUUACGUUAGCAGGACGUACCGCAUUGCCUGGCACGUGGUGGCUGCUGGAUGAAUACUAGUUGAAUGGCUACGUGAACACAGAGACACAUGGAUCCUGAGACACCACACGCCUACUGCAGCUGACCCCUACUCUUCUAGAAAUCGCAACUACUCUCAGAGACUUGCCAAGAGCAGGGUACUUACGUGAUCCUCUUAUAUCAUCUGUCACAGAGGAAAGGUAUACUUAAGUUAAUUGGUAGUUUUAUGAUGAUGAUGACUUAUUAUGUAUAAAAAGAAUAAAAUAUUUUUAUAUUGCAAUGGA